AUGCUGGGUUAUUUAAAGGAGAAAAUUCAUAAGAGAAUAGAAGGGUGGGAAGACAAAUUAUUGUCUCGGGCGGGUAAGGAAAUUCUUAUAAAAUCAGUGGCUCAACCUUUGUCGUCCUAUGCUAUGAAUGUUUUCCUUCUGCCUUUAGAGCUUUGCCAUGACAUUGAGGUCAUGAUGAAUAGGUUUUGCUGGGCUAACUCGUCUAAGAAGAGGAAAGAAAUUCAUUGGAUGUGUUGGGAUAGGCUUACUAAGCCAAAAACAGUUGGUGGAAAGGGUUUUUGUAGUCUCCGCGAUUUCAAUCUUGCCCUCCUUAGUAAGCAAGGCUGGAGGUUUCUUAGUAAUCCUGACAGUUUGGCGAGUAGGAUCUUUAAGGCCCGUUACUUUCCUAACAACUCUUUUUUGGAGGCCGGAUUGGGUAAAUCAGUCUCUAGUUUAUUGAUUUCUGGUGUGAAGGCUUGGGAUGUGGAUAUCCUUACUGACUUGUUUAAUGAUAGGGAUAGAGAGCUGAUUACUAAUAUCCCUUUAAGUGUGAACGUUGAGCAGGAUACUUGGCAUUGGUCCAAAGAAGUUUCGAGAUUGUUUACAGUCCAGAGUGCUUAUAAUCUUCUGAAAUAUUUGCAUGGUCAGUGGUACACAGAUAAUAAUUCUGGGUUCUGGCGCAAGUUAUGGCAGCUCAAGAUACCACCUGAGGUUCGGAAUUUCAUUUGGCGAGCUGUUGCUAGGUGCCUCCCCACGCGUGUUGACUUACGCUUGAAACAUGUUGAUGUGGACAUUGAGUGUCCUAAAGCCAGGAAUGACUUGAUUUGGAAGCAUACAAAGCCUUUGGUUGACCAAGUAUUAACUAUGAGCAAGUCUUGUCUUCAUCAAUCUUCUCAGCUUGCUCGGUGGGGAGCGGAGUGUAAGGAGCGCUGGACUAAACCUAACGAUGGAAUAGUGAAGAUCAAUGUUGAUGUUUCUGUACAUGAAGCUCAUAACAUAUUCGGUUUCAGUUGUAUGGCUAGAGAUAGUAAUGGUCAUGUCAUUGAAGCUCUGGUCGGAGGAGAGGUAAAGUUGCUUCAGUUUUGGGUGAAGCUUUGA
Messenger RNA from Humulus lupulus (European hop), 1077 nucleotides. RefSeq lists its product as uncharacterized. The record is from RefSeq and is a predicted model, not a curated record. The coding region runs from base 1 to 1077 and encodes 358 amino acids. The transcript has 3 exons. Lineage: Eukaryota; Viridiplantae; Streptophyta; Magnoliopsida; Rosales; Cannabaceae.